AACGCAGUCUUUUCAGUUUUCGCAGUUUCAGAGAGAAAGAGAGCGCGUCUCAGUCAUGCCGAAACAGAAAUAAAGUUGCCAACAAGAAACCGGCCAUGGCUUCUCCUUCCCCCCACAACUCCAAGAUCUGCAACUCCCUUUUAAAACCACCAGCCCUCAUCGGCGGCAACCACACAUCCGCCCGAUUCUGCUCCCGCUAAGCCAAAACCCCCGGACGAUUUCUUCAGUUUUAUACACAUUCAAUUUAUUUUUUCGAUUUCGAUUCCCAAAACAGAGAGAAAAAUAUUGGUUUUUUCCCCAAUUUUUUGUAGAGAAAAGGGUAUAUAUUUUGCAGAGAUGGAACCCGGCUCCGCCGCCGCUGGCAAGCCCGGCCUCCUUAAGAACGUUUUUAUACGGUGUUUUUUGUUCGGCGUUUUGAUUGUUCUCUGCCGCUUCGCCUACGUCGUCACCGUCACCGGCGAGUCGUGUGAGCUCGGCAACUUCUGCUUCUUCUCUCUCCCGGAAAAUCUUAACUUCGUUAUAGCGAAGACCGGCAGUGCGGCCAUCGCCGCCAAAAACGACGCCGUGCCAUCGAGGUCGGCGGGGUCCUCGAAGCCCGAUCUCUACACCAGCAAGGACUGGAUCCAGGCCGUCCAUUUCUACUCCGCCGUUUUCCAGGAUCUCAUGUCCCAGGGCUUCCUCUCCCGGAAAGCCAAGUCGCUCUGCGUCGAGACCCCCUCCGGUCACGACGUCUACGCCCUGAGAGAGUCCGGCGUCAAGGACGCGGUCGGUGUUUUUAAGAAAGCGUUGCGUCCUUUGGUAAUUCCGGGCGAAGCGCACCGUUUACCGUUUGCUGACAACAGCUUUGACUUUGUUUUCUCCGGCGGCGGACGUCUCGACAAGUCGCCAAAGCCGGCGGAUUUCGCCGCCGAAAUUGUGCGGACGCUGAAGCCCGAAGGUUUUGCGGUGGUCCACGUGGGCGCGAGAGACACUUACAGCUUCCAUUCGUUUAUUGAAUUGUUCAACUGCAGCAAGGUCGUGACUUCGCGCGACAUCGACGGCUUCAAUUCGUCGAUGCCAAAGAUUCGCGAGAUGGUUUUGAGGAAGGAGUGCGGCGGCGGCGGCGAGAUUGAGGGUUUAGGCCACAGAAUCGAGAACCCUGGUGGCAGUGUUGGUGCUAAGUGCUCGGUUCCUGAGCAUAAGAUGGAGCUGGUGAGAAAGGCGGAGCCUUUGAUUGAAAUAGAGCCGUUGAAGCCGUGGAUUACUCUGAAGAAGAAUAUACAGAACGUUAAGUACCUGCCAACAAUGGCGGAUAUAAGCUUCAAGAAGCGGUAUGCUUACGUGGAUGUCGGAGCUCGGAGCUAUGGCUCCAGCAUUGGCAGCUGGUUCAAGAAGCAGUACCCGAAACAGAACAAGAGUUUCGAAGUUUUCGCCAUUGAAGCCGAUAAGACAUUCCAUGAUCAGUACAAGUUGAAGAAGGGGGUCACAUUGCUACCUUAUGCAGCUUGGGUGAGGAAUGAAACAUUGUCUUUCGAGAUCAAUAGCGACCCGGGUGAGAAGGUGAAGGAGAAAGGCAGAGGAAUGGGGAGGAUUCAGCCGGCAAAGGCGGCCAAUGGCGGAUUUAACAGAGAGGUGGAUCAGAUUCAGGGGUUUGAUUAUGCGAAUUGGUUGAAGAAGACCUUUUCGGAGAAGGAUUUCGUGGUGAUGAAGAUGGAUGUGGAAGGGACGGAAUUCGAUUUGAUUCCGAGGCUGUUUGAGACCGGAGCAAUCUGUUUGAUCGACGAGAUAUUUCUCGAGUGCCAUUACAACCGGUGGCAGAGGUGUUGCCCUGGCGAGAGGAGUUCGAAGUAUGAGAAGAGUUAUGGUCAGUGCUUGGACCUGUUUGCUUCACUGAGACAAAGUGGUGUUCUUGUUCAUCAAUGGUGGUAACAUUGUUACAGGUUUUCUUUGAUUCUAGUCAACCCUCUUUUUUCUUUUUUCUUUUUUUGUAAUUUUGUUUGACAGAGGAACAGGAAAAACUUUAGAAUUUGUUUGUUGUAAGAAUUGCAGAUGAAAAAAGGAAUGAAAAUUUCAUUACUUCA
Messenger RNA from Pyrus x bretschneideri (Chinese white pear), 2060 nucleotides. RefSeq lists its product as uncharacterized. Bases 337 to 1908 code for a protein of 523 amino acids. The transcript has a single exon. Gene Ontology annotation, molecular function: S-adenosylmethionine-dependent methyltransferase activity. Lineage: Eukaryota; Viridiplantae; Streptophyta; Magnoliopsida; Rosales; Rosaceae. The record is from RefSeq and is a predicted model, not a curated record.